Messenger RNA from Dictyostelium purpureum, 2913 nucleotides. RefSeq lists its product as uncharacterized. The record is from RefSeq and is a predicted model, not a curated record. The transcript is spliced from 2 exons. Bases 1 to 2913 code for a protein of 970 amino acids. NCBI's taxonomy places the organism in Eukaryota, Evosea, Eumycetozoa, Dictyosteliales, Dictyosteliaceae.
AUGAUAAGGAGAUCAACUAUGAACUUUACUGGUAGCCCUAAUACCACCCUAACAAGAAAAAAUACAAAUAACUUUAGUAAUAGUUUAAAUAAUAAUAUGUACAAUAGCAACAUGAAUAAUAAUAAUAAUAAUAAUAACAAUAAUAAUAACAACAAUAAUAAUUACUAUUCAAAUAGUAUAAAUAAUAGUAAUAUAAUACACCAGCAAAAUAAUAGUGGUGGUAAUAAUAGCAAUAAUAACAGUGGUGGGAGUAAUAAUAACCAUAAUAACAACCAAAACAAUCAUGGUAACCAGAACAACAAUACAAAUACCCACAGUAAUAACAAUAGGGUAGAUUGGAAAUUUUUAAAAAAUAUAGAUAUCGAUGCCAUUGUUAAAAACAACGAUAUUGAAGCAUUACAACAAGUUAUACAAUUAAUAAUAGAAAUUACCGUUUUAAGUAUCGAAAAUGACCCAAAGUUUAUUAAUCUAGACCCCGCAAUGCUAAAGCUUAUAAGACUUUCACAACUUUCAAUUCAAUAUCUUGUAGAUAUGAGUGAUAGUUACGAAGAAGACCUAAAGACAGCCAAUGAAACCAUCAUAUCUUGUAAUAAUCAAAUAGAUCAACUUAAGACCAAAAUACAACUUCAAAACGAUGAAAUCGCAUUUAUAAAUAGAGAAAGAAUUUUUGAACUAUCAAUGAAGGCUGAAAAAAUUCAAUAUCAACAACAACAACAAAAUUCAAAUUUUUUAAAUUUAACACCAUCAACAAUUUAUCAAAAUAAUUUUAAUAAAUUUAAUCAAAAUAAUAAUAUAAACAAUAUGAAUAACAAUAUAAACAAUAGCAGCAAUAAUAACAAUAAUAGUAAUAAUAAUAUUAACAUUAAUAAUGGUAAAAAUAAAAACAAUAUUAAUAGGUCUGAUAACAAUAUUAAUAAAUCUGUAAAUAACAAUAAUAAUAAUAAUAAUAAUAAUAACAAUAACAAUAAUACACAAAAUUAUAACAAUAGCUAUCAUCAAACACAAGAGCAAUUAUUAAAUAUUGAACAACAAAAAAAACUUAUUGAAGAUAAUAAUAAUUUAAAUGAUAGAAUGAAUAAAUUUGAAGAUUUACUAGAAAUUAUUCAAAAUGAUUUUAUAUCUUAUAAGGAAGAGUUAGCUGUUAAAGAAGAGUCUAGAUCCAAACAAUAUGAAAGAGAAAGAAAAAAAACAAGUUUAUUAAAUAAGAAAUUUGAAGGACAAAAGGAAAGAAUUGAAAGAUUAGAAGAGUUUAUUCAAACAAAUUUCGCUCCAUAUGAAUACAACGACCAAGUUGAUGAACAAGGAAUUGUAAAUGAAAAUAACCCUUAUGUAGUCCAACAAAUGCAAAAUUUUCAAAACUAUCAACAACAACAACAACAAAUUUAUGAACAACAGCAACAACAGCAACUAUAUGAACAACAACAAUUAUAUGAACAACAACAACAGCAACAGCAACAGCAACUAUUUGAACAACAACAACAACAACAACAACAGCAGCAGCAAUUAUUUGAUCAACAGCAACAGCAACAAAUAUACGACCAACAGCAACAACAACAACAACAACUACGUGAACAGCUCCGUGAACAACAACUUUUACAACAGUUAAAAAACUCACCAAAAAAACAAGAUUUAAAUCAAAAAAAAGGAGGUAGCGAAAAAAGUGAACAAUUAAAAAUUCAAGAAAAACAAUUUGAAAUGGAAAUUGAAAGAGAACAACAAGCUAGAGAACAACAAUUAAAAGAAAAACGUGAAAAAGAAUUACAAAAAUCUAGGGAAAAAGAACAACAACAAAUAUUAAAUUCCUCGGCUGGUAGUCAACCAUCACCAAGUCAAACUAGACAACAAACUCCAAAAAACCACACACCUUCUCCAUAUCAACCAAAACAAUCACCUCAAAAAAUCCAACAACAACAAAUUCAGCAACAAAUCCAACAAGAAAUUCACAAACAACUAACCCUAUCGCAACAACUUCAAAAACAAAAAGAACAAGAUAAUAUUGAACAAUUAGAAAAAAAAGUACAACAAGUUUUAAAUGAUGAAAAUAAAAUAGAAAAUGAUAAUGACCAUGAAAAUGAAAGCGAAGUUGAUGAAAAUGACUUAAAACAAAAACAAGAAACUGAAAAUGAAAACAACAAAACCCAAGAUGAAAAUAAAUAUCAAUUUAACCCAAAUAGACCAAAACAAUAUUUAACAUUAAAUAGUAGGCCAUAUAAGCUACCAUCAUUCACAGUUCAACACUCCAAAGGAUCGAUUAACGAUGAAAGAGAACAAAUUGCAAAUCGUAUAAAUGAAAGGCUAACUGAACAGGGUAUAUCUAUUUCAGAGGGAAUAACAAAGAAAGAUUUAAUUCAGUUUUUAAAUCAAUUAGAAAUUGAAAGAAAAGAUGAUAGUAACUUUGAAGAACAAAAAGAUCAAAGAGACCAUUUAGAAUUUUAUAUUAACCAAAUUUUAGCAUCACAAAUGGCAAGUGAUAUACAACCAAUAAAACAACAACCAAAUAACAAUCUUAAUUUGAAUAAUAAUUUAAAUAACCAAAAUAACAAUCAAAAUCAAAAUCAAAAUCAAAAUCAAAACAAUAAUAAUGAAAUAGGUACCUUUUCAUCACCAUCAACAGUGUCAUCAGGUAGUAUUUCACCUAGUCCACAAAAAAACAAUUUUAAAUCACAUAAAACGGCACAAGAUCGUAAUAUAGCAUUAAUACUUCAAGAAAAUAAAAACAAUAAUAAUAUCACCAAUAGCUCUUCAAAUGCAAGUUUUGAUCUUUCAAGCGAUGAAGAAACAUUUAAUACCAACAAAAAUAAAAAAAAACUAGAAAAAAAAAAACUAUCAGCUUAUGAAGAAGAAGAGGAGGAAGGUAUAAUAGACUACGAUGAGGAUUAUUUGCACCAAGAAGAAGAAUAUGUCGAAGAAUAA